AUGGAGCCCCCCACCCGCGCGGCUUUGCGGACCCCCAGUUCUUCCACCCAACCAGGCGCUUUCAAAAGCCCAGAUCUCACUCAGGCCACGCCCACUCCCGCCCACACGCUCGACCCGCCCCCAGCCUCGCCUUGCCCCGCCCCCUCCGCUGCUUCCGGAUGGGCGUGUCACUCCCUGGGAGCCCCGCCUCUCGGCCGCGUCCAGCACUCACGACUUCCACCGCUUCCCUGGCGCGGCUCGCCCCCGCCCCGCCCCGCCCCGCCCUUUCAGGCCCGAGGCCCCGCCCCGCCCCGCCUCGCUCCGCCCACUUUCCCGCCAGUCAAUGGCAGCGGCUUCCGGUUGUCAUCUGGUCUCCGCGACAACGCGGCGUUUGCAGCUUGGGACUGGAAGCCUCGAGCCUCCCCCGAGCCCGCAGCAGCGGCUUUGAAAUCGGCUCUUCGGAUAGUGGGAGUGAGCCGGCCUCCAGUCGAUCUGCGCUUUGGCGCCACACCUCGGCCGAGGCGGCGUGUGAGCAGUGGUUAUCUAAACAAGACGAACACUGUAACAUUACCAGAGCACAGACAGAAUGGCAGAUUGCUAGUGUUGGGUCCAAAGGAAAAAAUGAUGAUUGAACCCAGUGAAGCAGUGUCAAAGAAUAAAGUUUCUACAAAAAUUAUUGAAAAUAAAAUCUCUCAAAAAAAUAUUGAUAAUAAUGUGUCUACAAAGAGUACUGAAAACAAAGAUGCAGAAACAAACCUACGAUCUAAGCUGCGAUCAUUUUCCUUCUUAAGAAAAAGGACAGGUGAAAUGAGCAAAGAUGUUACCCUAGCAGAACUGGAGAAAAAUGAUAAGUAUUCCCACCAGAAAGCUGAUGAUAAAGUGUCUGAAUCAACAGAUGAUGCUGAAGAUACCAAUGAUGAAAAUGAUGAAGAUGAUAACUCUACUAAAGAGACUCAUGCCCCAUUAGAAUUAAUGGCAGAAUUCCUGAGAGCAGAAAUGGGUCAAGACUACCAUCUGGCAAAACAAUUAUGUCAUAUGAUCCUAAUGUAUGAACCAGAAAAUCCUGAGGUCAAGGAGUUUUUGUCAGUUAUUGAAGAAAUGUUACUGAUGGAGAAAGUUCAGAGUCAUGAGGAAAGUGAAGAGAGUGAAGAGGACAGUAACAGUGAGAGCGAAGGAGAAAGCAGUGAAGACCCGAGUGACGAUGAAUGUGAAGAUAACUGA
Molecule: messenger RNA, 1200 nt
Organism: Suncus etruscus (white-toothed pygmy shrew)
Lineage: Eukaryota; Metazoa; Chordata; Mammalia; Eulipotyphla; Soricidae
Gene: ERICH2
Product: glutamate rich 2
Exons: 10
Coding region: 1-1200 (399 amino acids)
Source: RefSeq, a predicted model, not a curated record